UCUCCAGCUUUCACUCCUGCAGCUUCACUCUGCACCAGAAGACCUCACUCAAACCAUGUCUACCAAAGUCGCCGUGGUAACGGGCAGCAACAAGGGCAUCGGUCUUGCCAUCGUCCGAGCGCUCUGCAAACAGUUUCAGGGAGAUGUUUACCUCACCUCCAGAGACGCCGGUCGAGGUCAGGAAGCAGUUCAGUCUCUGAACUCCGAGGGACUGAAGCCGAUGUUUCAGCAGCUGGACAUCAACGACGUGAACAGCAUCAUCGCCGCCGCCGCUUUCUUCAAAGACAAGUACGGAGGAGUGGACGUCCUCGUCAAUAACGCCGGGAUAGCGUUCAAAAAUGCAGACACGACUCCGUUUGCGGUCCAGGCGGAAGUCACCCUCAAGACAAACUUCUUCGCCACCAGAGACAUGUUGACUCACUUCAUGCCGCUCGUUAAAGCCGGAGGUCGCGUUGUGAACGUUUCUAGCUUCGUCGGCUCCCGCACGUUGAACAAUUGCAGCGCGGCACUCCAGGAGCGUUUCCGCAGCGAGGACAUCACGGAGGAGGAGCUGGUGGGACUGAUGCAGCAGUUCGUGGACCAGACUAAAAAAGGAGAGCACAAGCAGGGCGGCUGGCCCGACACAGCGUACGGAGUCUCCAAGACUGGACUCACGGUGCUGUCCAUGAUCCUGGCUCGUCGUCUGUCUGCGAAGAGACCGAAUGAUCAGAUCUUGCUGAACGCCUGCUGCCCUGGCUGGGUCCGCACUGACAUGGCCGGUGAUAAAGCCCCCAAGUCACCAGAUGAGGGCGCUGUGACUCCGGUCUAUUUGGCUGUGCUGCCGCCCGGAGCCACACAGCCUCAUGGGAAAUUUGUCUCUGACAAAGAAGUGCAGCCGUGGUGAAAGAGACCUGAGACCUGACAGAGUGUGUGUGAGAGAGUGUGUGUGUGAGAGUGUGAGUGUGUGAGUGUGAGGUAAAGAAAGAGUGCCAGUAUUCCCAUCUCAACACUAAUUUUCUAAAAUUUCCAGAUGUGUUCACCAUUUGAAAUUUUGGAUACAAACAUCUCACAAUCUGGCAAGAAUAUUAAACUACGUCACCGACAUAAAUCCAACACAUUAAGACGUUAUAAUCAAAUUCAUUGCUGGACUUUUCUGAGGAUUAUAGAAUUUAGUGCUGAAACCAAAACAGGAAUGAACAUAAAACCAAAAUUAUUUCAGGAAUCACUGCUUUGUGUGUGUGUGUGUGUGUGUGUGUGUGUGUGUGUGUGUGUGUGUGUGUGUGUGUGUCUCUCUCUCUGUCUGUUGGGACAUAAACCAAAUUAUGCAUUAACUCUUUCUGCUGGAUAACCACUGAUGUUUCUGAUUAAACUCGGUUCUCAUUUUGCCUUUCAUAUUUUGGUAUUUUGGUAUUUUGAACACAUUUAUAUUUUGUGUGGAGAAAUGAAAAUUUGUCUUCAGUGCAUUGGA
Molecule: messenger RNA, 1447 nt
Organism: Scomber japonicus (chub mackerel)
Lineage: Eukaryota; Metazoa; Chordata; Actinopteri; Scombriformes; Scombridae
Gene: cbr1
Product: carbonyl reductase 1
Exons: 7
Coding region: 56-883 (275 amino acids)
Molecular function (GO): carbonyl reductase (NADPH) activity
Source: RefSeq, a predicted model, not a curated record